Messenger RNA from Cyprinus carpio (common carp), 954 nucleotides. Its product is annotated as olfactory receptor 8G17-like. Gene Ontology annotation, biological process: G protein-coupled receptor signaling pathway. NCBI's taxonomy places the organism in Eukaryota, Metazoa, Chordata, Actinopteri, Cypriniformes, Cyprinidae. Gene Ontology annotation, cellular component: membrane. The record is from RefSeq and is a predicted model, not a curated record. Gene Ontology annotation, molecular function: G protein-coupled receptor activity; olfactory receptor activity.
GUAGAGAAACUAAUGGACAACCUGACAUCCACAAACAGCAUUCUCCUCAUGGAAGGACUGAAAGUUACACCUCAGUCCUCUUAUACCAUUUUCAUCUUGCUUCUAUUGAUUUAUGUGUUUGCAAUGGGAUGUAACAUUGGACUAAUAAUACUGAUCUCAACUGAUAAAAAUCUGCAUCAUCCUAUGCAUUUUUUGUUCUGCAAUUUGCCACUGAAUGAUAUACUAGGAACCACUGUCAUGUUGCCACGCUUACUUCAGGACAUUUUAAGGGAAGCCUCAGAGCGCUACAUGACAUAUGUGGAGUGUGUUGUUCAAGCAUAUUUUGUACACAUAUUUGCAGCCGCAAGUCACUAUGUGCUGAUGAUCAUGGCCUUUGACAGAUACGUGGCUAUAUGUAAUCCACUGCGAUACACAGCCAUAAUGACCAAUAAAAUGGUAGUAAAACUAUCAGUAUCAGCCUGGGGACUGUCAGUAUUCAUAGUGUCUAUUAUGUUAGGUCUCACUAUACGACUGUCUCGCUGCAGAUCUAAAAUUGAAAACCCUUUCUGUGUUAAUGCCUUACUGUUCAAACUGUCCUGUGAAAGUGUGGUCAUUAAUAAUAUAUUUGGAAUUAUUUAUACUGUAAUUGUUUUUACUUUUUCACUUGGGUCUGUAUUUAUAACAUACACCAAGAUUGCUAGUGUAUGCAUAACCAGCAAAAACAAAGCACUCAACAGCAAAGCCAUAAAAACCUGUAGCACCCACAUAGCUGUUUAUAUAAUCAUGUUUGUUUCCUGUGCAACCAUGGUUUUUCUCCAUCGUUUUCCUGAAUACUCUGAAAGCAGGAAACUAGCUAGUAUAAUGUUUCAUAUAGUACCACCAGGACUAAAUCCUUUAGUAUAUGGUUUACAAACCAAAGAAAUAAGACAAAAGUUUAUAAAACUUUGGUACAGAAAUAAAGUUAAUCUUAAAUAA